CUUUGUGUGUAUUUCGUCGGUUUCUUUUUUUGCGUAGGUUUCGUGUUGUGUUAUACUAGUAUGCGAAACCAGUAGAAUAACAUAAUGCUACACUUUGUGCUGUCUUGAGUUCUGCUAUUUAUUUAUUUAUAUUUGUUUUUUGUUGCUUUAAGCCCCAGUCUAGUAAAGGAUCUGACUCCAAGGAUGUUUGAUUUGGAAGGAGGGUGGAAUGUCUCUUUUGCCGGUUGUGGGUUUUUGGGGGUGUAUCACGUCGGUGUUGCAAGUUGCUUUCAAGAAAAAGCUCCCUACCUGAUCAGAGAUGCCAACAAGAUCUACGGGGCAUCUGCUGGUGCCCUAACUGCAGCUGCUCUGGUGUGUGGUGCCUGCCUAGCCCAGUGCUGUGCAGAUGUUAUGGAUGUAGCUAAAGAAGCCAGAAAGAGGAACCUGGGCCCCCUGCACCCAACCUUUAACCUGGUAAAGAUUUUACGAAACGGGCUCUACAACAACCUACCGGAGAACGCCCACGAGCUGGCAACGGGGCGGCUGUGCAUCUCUCUCACGCGCGUGUCCGACGGGGAAAACGUCCUGGUGUCUGAGUUCAGCUCCAAGGAGGAGCUUAUCCAGCGCUACGUAGAUGGCGGAAUCAGCAACAACCUUCCUCAGUACGAGCUGAAAAACACCAUCACCAUCUCACCAUUCUCUGGGGAGAGUGACAUCUGUCCAAGAGACAACUCCAGCAAUUUCCAUGAACUGCGAGUUACCAACACCAGCAUCCAGUUCAGUUUGAAUAACUUCUACAGACUGACCAGGGCACUCUUUCCUCCUGAGCCCAAGAUACUGGCAGAAAUGUGCCAGCAAGGAUACAAUGAUGCACUUAGAUUCCUGAAGGAGAACAAUAUUUUCAGGCUGCACGCCCCUGUCGUUAGCCUAGCGGAGAUGAAGCUCCCUGCACCUACCUGCUUUGUUGGGGAGAGGAACAGCCAGGGAAAACUUGUGGGCAAAAUACCAACUCGAGAGGAGGCCACCAAGAACAGAUUACUAAGAGCCUUUAGUUUCUUGCGCAAACGGCACUGGUCUCUAGAUGAGCAAUUCAUCGAGAAUCUCCCACCCGCGCUCAGAAAAGCUGUUUUCGAUGCCUGCAAGGAAAAGAGUGGUCUCUAUGCUCAGGUUUCCAGCCUGCUGCCCAUCCGUGUGGCAUCCUACAUGCUGCUGCCCUACACACUUCCAGUGGAGUCUGCUUACUCUGUUGCUGUAAGGUUGGUAGAGUGGCUCCCAGACUUUCCUGACGAUGUGCGAUGGUUACAAGAACAACUGCGGCACAUCGCCGGCUCAGUUUAUCAGCAAGCCAUUCAACGAAUGGGGAAACGGCAGUCGAGCACACCCCCUUUACGGAAAUGCAGGAGCCUCCCUCUCUCUUUAGAGAUGGACCAACCCUACCUUGGCCUGGCUGGAUAUCACCAGUUCUCCUCGGUGGACCUGGACAGAUGGUACUUGGACUUCCACAGCCCCCCGGCUCUACUAACCAAACAAGCCCACCUUGGUCUGAUCCCCAGCUCCUCACCCAGGCAGAUCUGCUACUUUGCAAGCUCGCAAGACUCUGAGGCUGAGGUGGGGUUAGAAAACUCUCCCGACACCUGCAAAAAAGUCUUCCAAUUUCGCUUCGAUGAAGUGUGAAAAAAAAAAAAAAAACCUGAAAAUGAACACUAUAUGCAUUUGUGAUUUAUUUCCUCAUGGAGACGUCACAUAUGGUUUCCAUUUGCUCCUUAUUUUAAAGCGAAGAAGACCGAAUGGCAAGGAUGUUACAACAUCGAGGAAAUGUGUCCUUCCUGUACACUAAAUCAAAUGAUCAAUUAUUAAACAGUGGAUCUUCAAAGGGUUGGGUCAUUUCAAAAUCUGCAUCCUGCUAAAGUUUCAUGUAUUGGAUUUAGCAAAAGUAUAAACCACGGCAGCAGAAAAUUCAAAUUUCUCUACCUCAGUUCUGUAUUUAUCAAAUGUAAUUAUUAAAUUUUUUGAUGUACUACAUAAUACUUUAAAAAAGACGUUUUAACUGCAGAUGGUAUCAGAUUUAAUUGGAUUAGCUAAGCUAUUGUCUGUAGGAUUUAUAAGCAUUGCACACAAAACUGUAUUGCCUUUAAGGGCAUAUGGUCCAACCAUUCUGUGCACUUGGCAUCCCACUGCCAAGCAAGGUGUGGCGGGAAGCCAACAAGUAAGCCGAUUUUGAUUUAGAGGAACUAUACUUGAUACCAAUCCUCUUUAAAGUUCAUUCUGGCUUUAAAAUUGGUUUUCCAAAUGUUGUGCAAUGUACUGUCCCAGAAUAUUUCACCUACUUAAGCGAUUUCUUUACCCUAAACUUGCACAACGAAGCAGUAUUUUAUUUUUAUAUAGCUUGUGUAGUAACAGUAAAGCCCAUUGUAGUAUCCUGCUGGUUCUCAGUUGCAUAGAGAAGCAAGAAAUAAAAAUACAGUUUGACCAGGAGCACUCUUUUUCUGGUUCAACCUUGACAAUCGUUUCCAAACUGCUGCCAAAUCUUUUUAAAUGUGUCAUAUUUACAAAGUGUGUCUGUGUGUGUGCAUGUAAUAAAUUAUAGAGAAUUAUUAUAAAAAACUAAAAUAUAUACAAGGUUAAGACACAAUUGGUGUAAACUUCUUUUUAAGAAAUGGUGUAGGUUUGAUUUAUAGUUCUAGAUUUGUUUUUCAUUUUGGAAAUAAAAUUAACGGUGCUUUAAUUUUUCCACAGAAUAAAUACUCUAUUGCAAA
Polyodon spathula (Mississippi paddlefish) is the source of this 2735-nucleotide messenger RNA. Its product is annotated as patatin-like phospholipase domain-containing protein 2. Gene Ontology annotation, molecular function: triacylglycerol lipase activity. Gene Ontology annotation, biological process: triglyceride catabolic process; lipid homeostasis; positive regulation of triglyceride catabolic process. The coding region runs from base 184 to 1653 and encodes 489 amino acids. The record is from RefSeq and is a predicted model, not a curated record. The transcript has 8 exons. Gene Ontology annotation, cellular component: cytoplasm; lipid droplet; membrane. Lineage: Eukaryota; Metazoa; Chordata; Actinopteri; Acipenseriformes; Polyodontidae.